Molecule: messenger RNA, 1308 nt
Organism: Scophthalmus maximus (turbot)
Lineage: Eukaryota; Metazoa; Chordata; Actinopteri; Pleuronectiformes; Scophthalmidae
Gene: ucn1
Product: urotensin 1
Exons: 2
Coding region: 525-1106 (193 amino acids)
Cellular component (GO): extracellular region
Molecular function (GO): hormone activity
Source: RefSeq, a predicted model, not a curated record
UGGAUGGAUGGAUGGACGGAUGGAUGGAUGAAUGGACGGAUGGAUGCACGGAUGGAUUGAUGGAUGGAUGGACGGAUGGAUGGAUGGAUGGAUGGAUGGAUGGAGAUAAAGCUUUAUUCUCUGCUGUCCAUCACAGCCUCCCCAGCGGUCCCUCGGGUGGGGUGUGUGUGUGUGUGUGUGUGUGUGUGUGUGUGUGUGUAGGGAGGGGGGGGGGGUCCUCGAUACUUGUCCAGGUUCCAAACCGGUCCGUUGACGUCAGUGCUGGACGUAUAAAGCCCCGCGUCCGCCUCCCGUCGCCCUCACUGGGACUUUGGAGACGAAGCGUCGCCGGUCGAUCGACCACAGAGUUCGUCUGCAGAGAAUCUGGAGAGAAUCAAGGAAGUUUCUCUGCCUGUGUGAGAACAGGAGAUGGAUUGUGGAUUAUUGAGAUGGCAUCAUAUAGUCUGAAAAAUACUUUGUAAAAUACCAGAAAUUACUGAUUGUGGUGAGAAUGACACACGUUAGAAAAAGAAGUUAUAACUUGUAUGUUUCCUCACUGCUCCAUGAGAAACGUUUCACAGACUCGCCUCAGUUCUUUAAUAAAGUGCCCGGUGGUGGUGGCGGAUCUUCUCCCCUGGUCGCAGGACAUGAAGCCGGUCUCCCUGCUCCUGCUCCUCUCCUCGGUCCUCCUCUCGUCACACCUCCGCCCCGCCGCCGGCCGACCGCGCGCCCUGCCCGCCGGCUGGCUGGAUGGCGGCGGCCGCCUCCAGACGCAGCGGCUGGACGAGGUGCUCCUCCGGGCGGCCGCCGCCGCCGCCGGCACCGGUCCCGGCACCGGCACCGGCACCGGCGCCUCCUCGGAGCCGCUGCAGGGCGACACCACCCUGAGGUUCUUCCGCAGGAGGAACCCGGAGCACCUGCGCCUGCUGCCCGCCGAGGAGGAGGAGGGCGAGGAGGAGGCGCUGCGCACGGCGGCGGAGCAGCUGCUGAAGCGCAGCGAGGAGCCGCCGCUGUCCAUCGACCUGACCUUCCACCUGCUGAGGAACAUGAUCCACAUGGCCCGCAUGGAGAACCAGAGGGAGCAGGCGCAGUUCAACCGCAAGGUGCUCGACGAGGUCGGGAAGUGAGGCCCCAGCAACGCGGAGGAGCCUCGGCUGCACAUCAGUGUCCGUUCCGUUUUACGCACAACGUGGUGCCAAAUUACGCACCGACGAAUACGCGAGAAAAAAAUGUGAAAAUUCUUAAAUGUUACUUAAAGACUCUGUUGGAGGAUGUGGGGAUGGACUCCUCAGACCCCCCCUCACCCUGUGGUCACAUCCACUGACCCCC